CUAGAGGGCGCCAAUAACCCGUGAAUUACGCUCAACUUGUAGCGAACGUGAACAGUGAGUAAAUGUUCUUGAGAUGUUUGGGUUCAGCGGCUGAAAUCGGAAGAUAAGAACUCUGAAAGUGUUGUGACCACUCAUGACAUGAACACAAUGUCGCGCGUGGUGGAAGCGGUGGCAUAAAAAAGCCAGAUAACUUAUAAGGUUGUGCGUAAAAACAUUUAAAAUUCAAUUCAAUACAUUGAAAUCUGACAUUGGAAGUAUGAUACUAUUUUCUCGUCUUCUUGUGAUUGUUUAGAAUAGAUUUAAAAUAAUUUUAAUAAAAUAAAAAUAAAGGAAAUACGCAAACUAAUCGAGGAUUAGGCCAGAUAAUGUUUGCGUAAAUGUCAAAUUUCAUUUUAAUCGAUGCGUUUUUUCCCCAUCCAAAGCUGUUCUGGUGGAUCUAAAACCCUCUGAUGAAAACCUCUACUGAAACGGUCAACAGCGUGGAUUCCUCCCCUCAGCCUCCAAGAAAACGACCUCCUAUUACUUCAAGUCACCCCGCCCGUCUGCCUCUCGUCUCCUCCCCUAAACCUUAACUGCGAUCAACCUUUUGAGCGCCUCUGUGCUUUGGAUAUCACUGACACUGCGAGAAAGUGAUAGAGCCAAAACAGACUCUUGCUACAUUCCCUCAGACUAUACCUUCCUUGACACCCAACAGCAGAAUUACGGGGAGGAGGACGCACAAGUGCGGGCGCGUUUGCGUGCCUGCCGAACAAUGCGCUGAGCGCCAAAGCAUCCGAUCUAGAUUGGAAUAAAGAGUUCAUCACGGGAAGUCUUUGGAAACGCGCGCAGUUUGGCAAGAAACAAAAGGCGACCUUAAUGCGUCCACUGUAGGAAGAGUCAUGCAUCUGAACACAGAAGAAGACAACAGCAAAGGCUCAGUGUCUCUCAGUGUUUUCCUGCUGUCUGUUGCAUUCGUAAUAUGUGCCAUUUGGCUGGUAGCUCUAUGUGGCGUCUGCACCUGGUGUCAGCGUAAACUGGGCAUGAGGAAUAAGCCAGGGGUGGAAGCUGCCGGCUCUCCAGAUUCGCCGAGAGGCCGAGGGGAAAAUAAAGCCAUCAAUGAUCUAGACAGAGACUUCUGGAAUAACAACGACAGCAGCAAUGUGCAGCAGAGGUGGAGCUCCUAUCCACCCAAAGAGUUUCUCCUAAACAUGUCUCCCUACGCUCCCUAUGGAGAUCCUCGUCUAACACCAAAUGGGGCAGUGGAUAAGGGUGGGCAGGGCGGUGCUGGACCCUCACCGGGGGCCAGUGACAGCGGGGGCGGCGCCUGCUCCGGUACAGGAGCGGGGCCGAGUCGCAGUGACAGCGUUCGAAGCAUGGUGUCUGGCGGCAGCAAGGCUGGGCGCUGGCAGACGGUCCAGAGCCACAUGCAUGCCGGAGGCCUGCGGUUUGGCAAUUUCGGGGACGCCUCCCUCUCUUCUGCCUCCACCCUUGAGCACAUCCCGUCCUCGGCUGUGGCGCGGCCCCGCCCCCUGGUCCGGCAGCAGAGCCUCCAACAGCCUCUCACUCACCAGCCUCCCCCGGGUCCCAACGACCCUCCGGUCACCUCACAAAGCCUGGGCCAGCUCCACACGGGUCCAGGCGGCGGGGGCCACCGUGGGGGCCCGCGGGGGGUCCGGGGGAGUCCGGCUGGAGCCUCCCGGUAUCGAACAGGGGCCGGACGAUCACGCUCAAAUCCAGGCAGCUGGGACCACAUGAUGGAGCAAAUCCGCCACAGAGGGCUGGACGUCAAGUCUUUUCUUGAGGGGAAGAUGGUUGUUCUGUCUCUAGCAAUCGGGCUGGCUGAACAGGAUGACUUUGCCAACCUCCCAGAUCUUCAGGAAGCACCAACAGGCAAAGAAAAUGAAACCACACCAGACAAAAGAACACCUGGUAACAAACCAGGCAGCAGCCCCAGAGGUCAGACGGCGGAAGAGGCUGGACGCAGACAGGGACAGAGCAACGAAGCCAACUCCUCCGUCUCUGACUUGGCCAACUCCGUCACCAGUGAAAUGCUCAUGUUGUCCCCAGGCUCAGAGGAGGAUGAGCAUGAGGGUCCGGUGCGUGAGAAGCUGGGUCGCAUUCAGUUCAGCGUCGGCUACAGCUUUCAAGACUCAACGCUCACUGUCAAAAUCCUCAAGGGUCAGGAGUUACCCGCCAAGGAUUUUUCUGGAACUUCCGACCCUUUUGUUAAAUUGUACCUGCUGCCUGACAAGAAGCACAAACUGGAGACGAAAGUGAAGAGAAAGAAUCUAAAUCCCCACUGGAAUGAGACCUUUCUGUUUGAAGGGUUUCCCUAUGAAAAGGUGGUUCAGAGGACUCUGUACCUGCAGGUUCUUGACUACGACCGAUUCAGCAGGAAUGACCCCAUAGGAGAAGUAUCCAUCCCCCUCAACAAACUGGACCUGGCCAACAUGCAAACUUUCUGGAAGGAGCUGAAACCAUGUAGCGAUGGCAGCGGAAGUCGAGGAGAUCUGCUGGUUUCUUUGUGUUACAACCCUACAGCCAACAUCAUCACUGUGAGCAUCAUCAAAGCCCGCAAUCUCAAAGCCAUGGACAUCGGUGGCACUUCUGACCCCUAUGUAAAAGUGUGGUUGAUGAACAAGGAUAAGCGCGUGGAGAAGAAGAAGACAGCGGUAAUGAAACGCUGUCUGAACCCUGUUUUCAAUGAGUCCUUCCCCUUUGACGUGCCUGCCCACGUACUGAGGGAGACCACCAUAAUUAUCACUGUCAUGGACAAGGACAGACUCAGUCGCAAUGAUGUCAUUGGAAAGAUUUACCUUUCAUGGAAGAGUGGCCCUGCAGAAGUGAAACACUGGAAAGACAUGAUGGGUCAUCCUCGCACUACCGUGGCCCAGUGGCAUGCUCUCAAGGCCUGAGGGACCCAGCAGGCGACCUACCUGCAAUGUUUUUUUCCCCCCAGAGUUCAGCAUUAGUUGCUCAGUCCCAGCUCUCAGCACACAGCCCCCCCUCCUGCUUGCACGCAGGGGUGGGCUGUAGACCAUGUCUCACCUCUUUUUUCUCAGGCCUCUUUGAUAUUCCUUCCCCUCAUCUAUGUGACACUUAAAUUUCACCCCUUGUCAAGUUGUGAUUUCCACCUGACUCUUUUCUAUCUGUCUGUCUGAACUUAAAAAUGCCUUUGAUGUCUCUACUUCCCUGUGCCCUCUUUCCAUUUCUUCCCGAGAUGUCCCUCAAUCUUUCUUCCAUCAUGAAAGAUUGAGACCAUUCCCAGAGUGUAACAUCAGAGCGCCCAUGAAUACAAACUACCCACCGAAAAAACAGGAUCAAACUGAUUGUCGAGCCACCCUCUCUGGCAGUGAGAUGGACCGUGAUAAAACCUGCACACGAGUGUGACCGCCACUGACCUGUGGAGCCCACUUACCACCUACCUGUGAAGCGGAAGCAGGAGCCUCCCACUCUGCUCUUGGCUGUUCCGCUUCAUGUUUACCGGUCCUGAACUCCCAUAACAUCGCUAAGAUAAUCAGGAACCCCUCAAAGGCAAGAAAGAGUCACACGUUGAAUUUUAAAAGAGAUCCGAAAUGCUCAACUUGUGUUUAAUCUUUUCCACCUUUCAUUCUAAACACUGUAAUAAUUCUCCCUUUGGCCGGAACCCCUUUGUUGUCCGUGCGUGCUGUGAGUGACGUGCCGUGAUCCCAAAUGAGGUUCCUCAACAAAUAAAAAAAGAAAAAAGAACAUAAAUAGAUGGGUAUGAGCAUUUAACACCGUGGUCUGGUAGGCAAACUUAUCAAAAUCUUUUUUUUUCCAAAAAAGCAUCUUGAUAGAUGUAAAAAAGAAGCAAAAUUGAUUCACAAUUUUUGUUUGUAUUUAUUAUUUACAAGUAAAGAAUAAACUUGUUCUUCCAGCCUAAAAAGAAAGCAACGUCAGGUGCAGAUGAAUGUUACAUUGCGUGUGCAUCUGAUAGUAAAGGAGAGUAUUGAUCAGUUUGUUACAACUAAGAGUUGAAAAGAAAUCGGCCAAUAAUUAGUCCACCCAAAUCACAACCCUGACAGGGGUGGGCAAACUAUGACCAUAUGCGUCCCCGGUGUCUAACCAUAGAUGGCACCCUAUAAAUAUAUUGACGUUUUUUAGGUCCAGAAUGUUACACUGCAUUCAUGUGGUGUUGGAAGAUUUGUUGAUUUUCUCAUGUUUAUAUGUGCUUUCCGAGUCGGAAGGUCAUUUGUCCAAUCUUUCCAACACCACAUGAAUGCAAUAUUUCUCUAAGCUUGCAUUUUCCCUGAAGGACAUCAACAAAAAGAGAACAAAAACCACAGUUUUGGAAUAAAAACUCCAAAAGGUUAUGCUUUAAAGCAGAGGUGUCAAACUCAAUGUUAUUAUUUUCACUUAUGAUUUGGGACUACCAAAAAACUCUGCUCCUGGUUCAGCCCUAUUGUCAAAUUUUAGACCACUUUGUGGCCCAUGAGUUAAAAUGUUUGCCCACCCCUACUGUAAGAUGUUUGUCUGCCAUUGGUGGAUGGCACAAACCUGGCAACGCCACAGGAAACUGCAUAAACACACAUUUGUUUCCUGAAUCUAAAAAUAUAUAUAUAUGUCUGCUUAAAAUAAUGAAAAAAACUCAAAACAUCAAGCUGCCAAAUCAGACUCAUGUAAAGUUGUAAUCUUUUCUAAAUUUAUGCAGAGGAGUUUGUACAAAAUGCAUUAAAAAGUGGCUUAAGACAAGAAGAAGUCUACCAGAAGGACAGACGUAACGGUCAUGCAGAAAUGAAAGUUAAACAGAGGAAAAAGUCUUAAUUAAAAGCUCAUUUGCUUUGCUUUGAAGACUGAAUCCAGUUUGUUCCAACAUAGUGAGUGAGCUAACAAUUAGUCUCAAUUCUGGAAAUGUUCGAGUGUUCUAUAAUCUUUAGCUAACUAGUUACACAAAAUUGCAAACUUGAGAAAAGUUUCAACUUCUGUUGAACAAAAAAGAAAUGAGUUUUUAUUCUUUUGAUCCUAGUUUGUGUGAGCCAAAAAAGGAGCGACUGAACAGUAUGGGACCAAGGUGCAAUAUUGUCAGAAGGGAAAAAAAAGCUAUAAAACAAAUAAAUAAAGUGGAUUUUUAUUUUUUAAAUUUUGAACAUUUGUGUGUGAUUUGGGUGAACUGAUUGGGGAAUUUAUGCAAUAAAUCGUCCAAAAAGAGGAUUUGUCAAGAAGGUGAAAUGAAACCACACCAAUCAAACAAACUUAUUCUAGGUUGUGGACAGAGUUGUAUUCGAGUGUGGGGUUUUAGCCCCGGACUCAGAAUCCUCAGACCUCACUGGAUGGGGAAUUUAUGAUAAUUUGGGGCUCCUGACUAAAGUUCAGGUCAGUCUUCCAGGUGUUUACUUUACUGCCCCAUCGAGUUCCAAGUAGACCUGAUCGCAUGAAGGAAAAUAAAAAAAGAGUAAUAAUAUCUGCGGGGAGGGAGUACUUCUACAUUCCAUUGUUGGUUGUGUCUUCAGGACUGUGUGCGUGUGUGUGAAUGUCAAUACUAGGACUUUGCUUUGUGUGAUUGUGUUUACUGUAAGUCUUGCUGUGUACCUGAACUUUUCUGCCAGUUUAGGAGAGAAUAAAAAAAACACUUUUCUAUUUUUCUUCUGUAUGGAUUUAAAUCUGCAAAAGAAAUGUGAUUAUUUUACUUUUAAGACUAGCACUGAACUUUCUGGAGAUAAUGCUGGAACAAACCUCUCAAUAGCAGGGUUUUCUUUUGUCUUUUUCUGGUUUGGUUCGCUUCUUUUCCUCGUGUGUGAGGUUUGGCAUGAGAGGGAAAUUUCUCACACUUGAGCUGACAGUGAAGGUCAAAUUUUCACAGACACAUUGAAGCCACACCUACUUCUCUAUUAUUUGACAAUUGUGCACCAAAUCUGUUCUUUAAACAGAAACUGACCUUUUUUUGUCCUUUUAUCUUUCUAUUUUUCAUAUAUAGUCCAAGAUAAAACACCAAAAAAAAAGAAAAAAAAGAACAGGGCGGCUCUGUGAAAUCUCAGCUGGCGCUCCCCCAAAACAUCCCCAUUGUGCACACAUGCUUUCUGGCACAAAGUGAUCUGUGUGUGCCUUAUAAAUGCUGCCACACCUUGUUCUUCGCCAUAUGUGCUGCCUCUCCUGGUGUCAGGAGAGGUGGAGGAGGUAAAAACAAAAAAAAAAAGAAAGGUGAGACAAAGGAUGAUCAUCACAUCAUUUGCGUCACUAUUAGCUACGUCUCAGGUCAGAACAGAGCCUAUAGGAGCUUCUAAAAUAAGCAGGAGCCGAGUCAUGUGUCAAAGCAGGGGAUUGAUUUGAAAGCUGCCAACAAAUAUUACAUUCCAAAGGCUUAGCGAAAGUCAGUUCAAUCACUGCAACCUAAGUGUUGAGUAAAUAUCAGUCAGGGUUUAGUAUAUUUUUAAGAAGAUGAAAGCUCAUCUGCCAACUCUCUCCGCCAAAUACCACACACAAGUUUACUGGACAUGCUCACAUAUCUGUUAUAGGGCAUUCUUCUAAAAGACUGUCUGAAGAGAGGUCAACCAGCAACAUGUUAUGUUAUAUCAUUUAAAAAUGAUUUUAAAAUGUGCUGUGCGUAAAUAAUAAGGUAACAAAACAUCUGUAUUGAUCUGGGUUUUGAUAUCUCAAUAACUUCACUUUCACUUCUUUUUCUCUUGUUGGUCACAUAUUCUUGGGGUGCACAAUGUUAAAUAUCAGCCAUUUAUUUUUUUGAAAUCUGUACAGUGUAUAUAAAAUAUAAAUGUGUAUAUAAACAAAGAUGCCUCGGG
Oryzias melastigma (Indian medaka) is the source of this 6734-nucleotide messenger RNA. It is a transcript of the gene syt7b, whose product is annotated as synaptotagmin VIIb. Gene Ontology annotation, cellular component: synaptic vesicle; axon; synapse. Lineage: Eukaryota; Metazoa; Chordata; Actinopteri; Beloniformes; Adrianichthyidae. The record is from RefSeq and is a predicted model, not a curated record. Gene Ontology annotation, biological process: cellular response to calcium ion; regulation of dopamine secretion; regulation of calcium ion-dependent exocytosis. The transcript is spliced from 13 exons. Bases 879 to 2894 code for a protein of 671 amino acids. Gene Ontology annotation, molecular function: phosphatidylserine binding; clathrin binding; calcium ion binding.